Geodia barretti is the source of this 622-nucleotide messenger RNA. NCBI's taxonomy places the organism in Eukaryota, Metazoa, Porifera, Demospongiae, Tetractinellida, Geodiidae. The record is from the annotation of a GenBank genome assembly.
CCCUUUCGAUCUUUCUUCUUCUUCUUUCUCCCUUCGCUUUCGAUCUUUCUUCUUCUUCUUUCUCCCUUCCCUUUCGAUCUUUCUCCCCUCCCUCCCUCCCUCCCUCCCUCCUCCAAAAGGCAAUCCAAGCCGCCAUUAGCGAUGCCUUCAAAACUCCCGAAGUCAUCCGACUCUUCGCAAAGAAGCAACCCGGACAACUUCGACAAAGAUUCUCAGAUGUUAGCGAGUGACCGGGUAAUCUCGGCGAUUGUUUUUAUUUCACGUGUUGUGGUUGCGUGACUCUGAAUUUUGCAGCUGCAACGAGACGUGAAGGUUGGGAGGAUAUCGGAGGAUGUGUACACGCAGCAGGGGGUUGAGAUUCUGUCGGCUCUCAGGGAAAACUGGGAGAGAAGUUAACGCCUGUGGAAAUGGACUUUCUGGCCAAGCACACCAGCCAAGCACUCAGCGCAUUUCAGGAAGUGGGAGGAGGAGGUGGAGGGAGUGAAAAACUCUUGGCCAUGGCGGGCUCACAAGUCAAGAGUGCAAGACAGUAAACUGCCCCCCGAUGAUGUCAUUCUGACAUCGUUCACAAUGAUGAAAUUUUUAUGCUAAGAGAUCACACUCUAUGCUGUUGUUGUUUGUA